Molecule: messenger RNA, 2526 nt
Organism: Plasmopara halstedii
Lineage: Eukaryota; Oomycota; Peronosporomycetes; Peronosporales; Peronosporaceae
Product: histidine-trna ligase
Exons: 2
Coding region: 1-2526 (841 amino acids)
Biological process (GO): mitochondrial translation
Cellular component (GO): mitochondrion
Molecular function (GO): catalytic activity
Source: RefSeq, a predicted model, not a curated record
AUGACUUCAGAGCGUGUGGUGAUCGGUGCUGGCCGCCUCUCGGUGGCAGACGUUUGUACUAUAGCUGCAUUAGGCGCAUCUGUUACUCUUGACGUAAACCUUGAGACACCGCUCGCGGCGACCCCUUUCACGCUGCAACUUGUCUCCGCCCCCAGCCCCAUCUCCGAUUCGCCAGCCGUGCGUCGUGCUGUGCUUGUGCUUUUGCUUCACCGCCUGCUACGAAUUGGAUCAAUCCAAAAUGCCCAAUAUGUGGCAACGCUAUUAAAUGAUCGUGACAAGACACCUGACCAAAUUGCCUCCGUGAAUCUACCCAUGAGUAUUUUGCCGGUAGAGCAGUCGAACAUUACUAAUAUCCCGCUUGAGCUGCUAGCUGAGGCGUCUUUAGUAGUCGGUGGAGCCCGUGCAUUGCUUCCUCUGGCUGAUGCUGUUGCUGCCAUCACGUGUGAGACGCUGCGUGUCGAUUUAGCCGCAUUUGAUGCUGACUUUGUGGAUUUGAUCCGUCCACAUCGUGGCAUUGUGACCUCGGCGCAAAACCUUCGACUGAUGCUGGAUGGAUCCAAGUACGUUAAUAGCAGUAAGGAGGAUGUGACCGCUGCUACUGCCGUGCGUUGUAUCCCGCAGUACCACGGCCCUGCCCGUGACGCCGUAUUAGGCGCCUAUAAGGUCGUGGAGACCGAAAUGAAUAGUGCUUUGGGCUACUGUACUGCAACCAAACGUGCUAAUGCAGGCAUUCAUCCGCAAGCAUUAAAGACGGUGCUAUCAGCCACGAAAGAGGCGCUUCACGUGCUGCUACAGGGAAGCGUUGACCGCUCGUCUGUCAUGGGCCGCAAGAUUCCGGACGCCUUUUUGACAGAAAAUGCUAUUGAUCUCAUUCAUGCCACUUUGGAUGCUCUCUCGCGCGAGCUCGUGCCAUCACUGAGUUUUUUUGAGGAGGAAGAAGCGCAAAUUAAAGUGCGUGAGGCAGAAAAGAGCGCAAAGGUUCAGGAGGCAGCAGCUAAGGCUGCAGCUGCAGCUGCUUUAGAGGAUGAAAAGCUUGCCGCUAUGCCAGAGGCGCAACGUAUCAAGAUUCUUGAAAAACGUCGCAAGAAACUAGAAAAGCAGCAAGAAAAGAUGAAUGCAAAAAAAUCUGGAAGGGAUGAGCUCAAGCUUGGUCUUGGAAGUCAGGCAGUGCGUCAGUACCUUAUGGGUCUAGACAACUGGCAGACUGGUGUAAAGGGGUCGGCCUUUGACUUGCGCACCUCAAGUUUGGCUCAGUUCUUGGACGAUCUCUUUAUGCGUUUGGGGAGUGGGGGAGCUCGUCGAAAACCUAAGAUCGCCAAAGGAUCACAAGACUUCUUGCCACACCAAAUGGCUUUGCGUGAAAAGAUUUUCAAUAAGAUUCGGAUGGUCUUUAAGCGUCACGCUGGUGUUGAGAUUGAAACGCCCGUUUUCGAGUUAAAAGAAACGCUUACAGGCAAAUACGGCGAGGAUAGUAAGCUUAUUUAUGACCUGGCUGACCAAGGUGGUGAGUUGCUGGCGUUGCGAUACGAUCUGACUGUUCCAUUUGCUCGAUUUAUGGCCAUGCAUAAUCCUGGCAACAUUAAACGCUAUCACAUUGCUCGCGUAUAUCGUCGUGACAAUCCACAGAUGGCCCGCGGUCGUUUUCGUGAAUUUUAUCAAUGUGACUUUGAUAUUGCUGGUACCUAUGCAUCUAUGCUUCCUGACGCUGAAGUGCUGUCUAUCGGGAUUGAAGUACUGCAGCAAUUUCCAGAGCUUGGCCCUGUUAAGGUCAAACUGAGUCACCGUUUGUUACUGGAUGCCAUCCUCUCAAUCUGCGGUGUACCCUCAAACAAGUUUUUCACGACAUGCAGUGCUAUCGACAAGCUGGACAAGGAACCAUGGAGUGUUGUGCGCCGUGAAAUGGUGGAAGAAAAGGACAUUCCUGAAGAUGUUGCCGAUCGCAUCGAGCCGUUUGUAUGCAAAGUGGGCUCGCCACGCGAGUUGCACGCGCAGCUUUCCCAAAAUAAAAUGUUUGGUGACAAUGUCAAUGCUAGCCGUGCAAUGAAUGACUUGGCAUUGCUCUUUGAUCACCUCGAAGCCAUGAGUGUACUGGAGUUUGUUUCCUUGGAUUUGAGUCUUGCUCGGGGUCUGGACUAUUAUACGGGUCUAAUUUACGAAUUUGUGCUAACGAGCCCGGAGCACCACGUUGGCUCUAUUGCUGCUGGAGGCCGCUACGAUAACUUAGUGGGAAUGUUUUCGGCUACGGACCAACAUAUUCCAUGUGUGGGUAUAAGUCUUGGAAUUGAGCGCAUCUUCGGGAUUCUUCAAGCCCACGCUGAAAAGCAAUCUGCAAAGUCCACUGCUCCAUCGCAGGUAUUAGUUGCCUCAACGAGUAGCGACUUGAUGAUGCCGCGACUGGAGUUGUGUAAGCAACUAUGGCUUGCAAAUAUUUCCGCUGAGGUGAUGCAGACAGAAAAUCCCAAGUUCAUAAAGCAACUUCACUACGCUCUUGAGCGCGGUACUCCAUUCAUGGAAGUCAAAUUGUGA